AUGGCUAUGAUUCUGCCUGGUGCUCGAGUCGUAUCUCUGGAGGUGGACCCAGCACACAUGGUGAUAGCCCGCAACAUGGUGGCCUACGCGGGUCUGGCGCACAUGAUCGAUAUCUGGACCGGGCACAGCAAGGAUGUGUUGCCGCGGCUGCCCAGGAAGUAUGGUGGCCGUCACAACUUCAAGCUCUGCGGCGUCUUCAUGGAUCAGAAAGGCUCGCGCUACCACGAAGACUUGUCCGUUAUCGAACAGAUGGGCUUGCUCUUGCCUGGGGCCGUAGCCCGGACGACAAUUUACGUGUUGUAG
This is a messenger RNA of Symbiodinium sp. CCMP2592, 303 nucleotides long. NCBI's taxonomy places the organism in Eukaryota, Dinophyceae, Suessiales, Symbiodiniaceae. The record is from the annotation of a GenBank genome assembly.